Anthonomus grandis grandis is the source of this 1393-nucleotide messenger RNA. RefSeq names its product epidermal growth factor-like protein. The transcript is spliced from 7 exons. The record is from RefSeq and is a predicted model, not a curated record. Bases 206 to 1276 code for a protein of 356 amino acids. NCBI's taxonomy places the organism in Eukaryota, Metazoa, Arthropoda, Insecta, Coleoptera, Curculionidae.
UCUUCGAAAAACCGAUAAAAGAAAUCCGCUUAGAACAUUUUUAGUUGUGAAUGAACCGCCGCUACUGUUGUCAGUAAGAGGUGCGCGUUACGAAAACUCUUUGAGAUCUAUUUUCUGCAUUCUAGACAAUAUAAAAGUGUUGGUCAAGCCCAUUUUAAAAAUAAGCUUAUAAUUAGUUUCAAUUUGACUUAAUCAGGUGUAAAACAUGGAGAACAUUCGAGUCGGUUUUUUAUUAAUGAUAUUUUGCAUAAGUUAUGUACCAGUACUGAGUCAGCACAGGAACGUGACUCAAAUCGGUGGACACCGUAACAGUUCUAGGACUGGAGUAUGCGUCUUGGAAGUACCGACAAUUGAUAUCAUAGCGCCUGAAGAUAGAGCUUCCGGUUUGCCACGAGGAAAUGGUUCUAGACCAGACCUAACAAAAAUCGAAAUUUGUUGUUCCGGCUAUGAAAGGAUACCCCACACCUUCAUCCACUGCCAACCGAUUUGUGAGAACGGGUGUGAAAAUGGCAACUGCACAGCCCCUAAUGUGUGUGUUUGUAAAAGGGGAUAUAUUAUGAGCAAAGAAGAAAAAAACAAAUGCAUUCCAACUUGCCCAAUUGGCUGCUUAAACGGGGUGUGCACCAACCGUGGAACAUGCGAUUGCAAUUACGGACACGCCCUGAGUCCUGAUGGUAAAUAUUGUACACCAGUUUGUUCUGGAGGAUGUGGCGCUGGCGGUAAAUGUACUGGACCAGAAACUUGUACUUGCAACCCAGGUUUUGAAGUGAACAGAGAAACAAAUAAGUGCGAGUAUCACUGUGAGGGUGGUUGCGGACAUGGAACUUGUGUUGGACCAAACAAAUGUUCUUGCCUACCUGGCUACAUCUUAAAAGGAAACAAAUGUGAAGCUGACUGUCCAAGAGGUUGCCUUAAUGGAGUUUGCUCUGCUCCGAACAUGUGCACUUGCAAACCUGGAUGGAACUUGGAUAGAACUGGAACACAAUGUGUACCUCACUGCUCCAGUACUUGCUUGAACGCAGACUGUGUUGCACCGGAAACUUGUGCUUGCAAGAAGGGAUACACUGAGGCUCCUGGAACUGGAGGACGUAAAUGUGUAGCAUUCUGUCAAGAUGGCUGUGAAAAUGGGGUAUGCUCAGCACCAAAUUUCUGCAUUUGCAACCCAGGAUUUAUAAAGGAGUUUAAAGGGAGCAACAGGUGUAUUAGGAGAGUGAGAAGAUCACUUUCUGAGCUUCAUUUGGAUUUGAUCCCCGAGGAGGUACUGGAGGGACAUUGAAUACAUUAUGCAUUACACUUUUAUUAUCUAAAUAGGUUAUAUAAGUUGAAAAUAACAUGUUAAGAACAAGUUAUUUUUUUAAAGUGAGCUUAAUAUAAUUAGGUUUAAAAAUUGAAA